AUGAACCGGAGUUUCCACAAGUCUCAGACCCUGCGCUUCUACGACUGCAGCGCCGUGGAAGUCAAGAGCAAGUUUGGGGCUGAAUUCCGGAGGUUCUCCCUGGACCGCCACAGGCCUGGCCGAUUCGAGGACUUCUACCAGCUGGUGGUGCACACUCACCGGCUUGCCAGCACGGACGUGACCAUCGGCUACGCAGAUGUGCAUGGUGAUCUGCUGCCCAUCAAUAAUGAUGACAACUUCUCCAAGGCCGUGUCCAGUGCCUGCCCCCUGCUCCGGGUCUUCGUCCAGAAGCGAGCUCAGAGCCAAGGUACCAGCCCACUCAGCUCUCCUGCCAACAGCUCUGUGCUGCUGGGCCUGUGGGACCUGACGCUCAGCGGCUCGGGGCGCGAGGGCAAUGGCAGCAUCCACAGACUGCUCAGCUCGCUCAAGGACCCCCGCCACAGCCUGGCGCUUCCCCCGGGAGGCGUGGAGGAGCACGGCCCAGCGGUCACGCUCUAG
Molecule: messenger RNA, 498 nt
Organism: Orycteropus afer afer
Lineage: Eukaryota; Metazoa; Chordata; Mammalia; Tubulidentata; Orycteropodidae
Gene: PARD6G
Product: par-6 family cell polarity regulator gamma
Exons: 4
Coding region: 1-498 (165 amino acids)
Biological process (GO): centrosome cycle; regulation of cellular localization; establishment or maintenance of cell polarity
Cellular component (GO): nucleus; cell cortex; apical plasma membrane
Molecular function (GO): protein kinase C binding
Source: RefSeq, a predicted model, not a curated record